This is a messenger RNA of Xenopus laevis (African clawed frog), 2834 nucleotides long. RefSeq names its product cytochrome P450 family 7 subfamily A member 1 S homeolog (gene cyp7a1.S). The record is from RefSeq and is a predicted model, not a curated record. Lineage: Eukaryota; Metazoa; Chordata; Amphibia; Anura; Pipidae. Gene Ontology annotation, molecular function: steroid hydroxylase activity; heme binding; oxidoreductase activity, acting on paired donors, with incorporation or reduction of molecular oxygen. Gene Ontology annotation, biological process: cholesterol homeostasis; bile acid biosynthetic process. Bases 448 to 2145 code for a protein of 565 amino acids. The transcript has 6 exons.
AUGUCUUAGGUUAAAUUAUUCAGUGUGUGUCCCUCAUUUAUAAACAUUUAAAAACAUCAUUAUUUGCAUUUGACAUGAAGACACACACAUUAACAUUUUGCUGUGAAUAUAUUAUGGGUAAGAGUAUACUGUCUGUAUGAUGGCAGACGGUCUUCAGAAGAGGAAUUUGCUCUCUAGUAACCCUGACUUUCAUCUCUAAUCAUCAGCUAGUGAAACUGCAUGCGGAGGGCUGAACACACCUAAGAGACCUUCACAUUAUCAACUAUUACAACCUUUUGCUUACAUUGGAAUGUCACUGCAUAACUGUGAACUCUGAUCAAGGCCAUUGCUGCAAUGGUCUAGGUAACAUUUGUUUUAAAGAUCUUCUGGGUUUUUUUUUUUACAGUCAGCUGUAAGGCUUGAGGCCCACAAAGACUUCCAUUGGUUUGACAGGUUAAUGAAUAGCUUAUGAUGGUUACUGGAGUUCAGUUGUUAUACAGCCCCCUUUUCCCUUUGUGGGUAUAUAAGUAUGGCUCUUUUUUCCACCCUCUAGCAUUACUCUUGGCAUUAAGCUUAAGGAGUGCUCUGUUCCAACUCUCUGAUCAUACCAUUAGACCAGUCAAGAUGCUGACAGUAUCAUUUAUAUGGGGGUUAGUCGUAGCAUUGUGCUGCUUUUUCUGGCUUAUUGUUGGAAUCCGAAGAAGGAAACCUGGGGAACCUCCUCUAGAGAAUGGACUCAUUCCUUACCUUGGAUGUGCCCUGCAGUUCGGUGCCAAUCCCCUUGAGUUUCUCCGAGUGAGGCAAAAUAAGUUUGGAAAUAUCUUCACCUGCAAAAUAGCUGGCCAAUUUGUUCACUUUGUGACUGAUCCAUUUUCAUUCAGUUCAGUAAUGAGGCAUGGCCGGCACUUUGAUUGGCAAAAGUUCCACUUUGCAACCUCUGCCAAGGCAUUUGGGCAUAGCAUGUUGGACUCGUCUGACAGCGAAUUAACCCAAAUUGUGCAUGACUCGUUUCUGAAAACCCUGCAGGGUGAAGCCCUGGACCCUCUCAUUUCAAGCAUGAUGGAAAAUCUUCAACAUACCAUGUUGCAAAACAGUUCUUACGAAGUAAACAGUAAAGCCUGGGUGACUGAGGGUCUCUAUGCCUUCUGUUACCGUGUGAUGUUUGAGGCUGGGUACCUAACACUUUUUGGCAAAGAGUUUAACUCACUAGAAGACAAGAAUCUUGCCAGACAAGAAGCACAGAGAGCUCUCAUCCUCAACGCUAUUGAGAAUUUCAAGGAGUUUGACAAGAUUUUUCCUGCUCUUGUAGCGGGAUUACCAAUCCAUGUAUUCAAAUCAGCCUACAGUGCCCGAGAAAACCUUGCCAAGGACCUUCUGCAUGAGAACCUGAGAAAGCGAUACAACAUCUCUGAACUUGUCAGCCUGCGCAUGUUAAUGAAUGACACUAUGACUAGCUUAAAUGACACGGAAAAAGCAAAGACUCAUCUGGCUCUCCUGUGGGCUUCACAAGCAAACACAUUACCUGCAACAUUCUGGAGUGUUUUCUAUCUUCUCAAGUGCCCACAUGCAAUGAAAGCAUCCAAAGAAGAGGUCCAUAGGGUUUUAGAAAAGGCUUCCCAGAAAGUCAACAAUGAUGGCAAAUAUAUAUUUCUCAACCGUCAUGAACUAGAUGAUAUGCCAGUCCUAGACAGCAUAAUUAAAGAAGCAAUGAGGCUAUCCAGUGCGUCACUAAACAUCAGAGUCGCCAAAGAGAAUUUCGUGUUACAUAUGGAUGACAACCAGGCAUACUACAUCCGAAAAGAUGAUAUUGUGGCACUUUACCCACAGGUGGUUCAUUUAAAUCCUGACAUCUAUGAGAACCCUAAUACUUUUAAGUAUGACCGCUAUCUGGGAGAAGAUGGAAAAGAAAAGACCAAUUUUUUCCUUAACGGCCGCAAGCUGAAAUAUUACUACAUGCCAUUUGGAUCUGGAAAAACCAAGUGUCCUGGCAGACAAUUUGCUGUCCAUGAGAUUAAACAGAUGCUGACUUUGAUCAUAUGCUACUUUGACAUGGAACUUGUUGACAAAAAUGUUAGAUCUCCACCAUUAGACCAGUCCCGCGCAGGGUUAGGAGUCUUACAGCCAACGCAUGAUGUUGAUUUCAGAUACACGUUAAAAGCUCAUUAAGCAGCAAAGUUCCAAAUACAAUGCCAAGUGACAGCCCCAGCAUCUGUUUUCUAAUUUAUUUUAUUUACCAGCAUACCUCAGUCCAAGGGGAGCGCUGGGAGUUGAUAUAAAACAACUAAGAGGCCAUAAACUGGACACCCCUAAUUUAAAAGUUGGUUCUCUUCUUAACCCUAGUACUUAUUCUGCAAUUUACAGACUUUAUUUAACAUUCAGAUAUUGCCCAAAUCAUGUGCCAGUUCUACAUUCUCAUUUGUAUUAUAGUGUUUAAACUAUUAUCCCUCUGUAAAUACUUCUAUUUCUUUCUUACAAAACUAUAUUAUUAUUGCUAAUAGUUAUAGGUGUAUCUUAUCGGCCUGACAUGGGGAAACCUGAGCACCACUAGAUGUUGCUGGACAAAAACUUUCAGAAUCCCAUUGAAAGCUACAGGCCCAGUCACAUCUAGAAAGCUAGGGGUUUAACAUGGCUAUAAUUAUAAUGUAAUUACAUGUAUAGCGUGCAAUAAAUUGUAAAUAAAAUGUAUAUGAUGACUUCUAAACCUGUGUACAGCUCAGACUUUCAGCAUAAUGCCCAUAAACCCAUACAUAUGUUUAGGUAACCUAUUAAUGUAAAUAAUGUGUUAAUUGGUGUAUAGUAUGUGUACUUUUUUAAUGAAUAAUAAAAAAAUUUUUUAUCAUUGCUGAAUAUAUUGA